CAUGCACAGUUAAUGCUCCAAUCCUCUUUAUGAAAGUGACGUGCUACUGUCAGAAACAGAGCUUAGCUGAAUUUCCUCUUGUCUGCCUUUCAGUGAACUACUGUUUGGUUCUCUUUAAGCUCUCUAAUCACUGGUUCCUCUUGCAACGUAUCCACCAGGAGGACUCCAAAAAAACACACUACCUAACCUUGGAAUUUUUCCCCCCCAAAACAAGGAGUCUCACAAGUCUCAUCUUGGACAUUCUACUUCUGGGAAUUUGGUCUGAAUUGCUUCAGGAAUCCAGGAACCUCUACGACUUCAGCCUGUGGUGUGGAGGAUGCUCAUAUAUCCCAUGCAAAUUAAAUACAAAUCUAACUGAGUACGCCCUUAUCCACCUCUUGUUAUUAUUCGAUAUUGUUUUUAGUGUAAGCGGUUGAAUCUGUGCAGACAGAGGAAACCAAGGUGGUCUCAGGCGAGGGGGGGAUCCCGUCAGGCCAGGUGAUUUUGGGGGUUUGGCUGGGCUCUAGGAGGGCCACCGUGGAGGACGACCUGCUGGAUUUCGCUGAUAUGGACGGGCACGGAUAUGACCGCUAUAUAGACGGGGACAGAGAUAUCUACCAGAUCGACUACCAGCGUAUCGUGGGGGACAUGGAGCCCCCCAGGCCACAGGGGGCAUUACGAGACUCAGACCAGCACUUGCGUGGGCCAUUUACCCACAAUGCCCUGCAUGGGCACGGGCACGAGACGGCUGCCCAGCGCUACAGUGCCACACGCAUACAAGCGGGAUAUGAACCAGAGAGCAUGGCUGAUUACCUGAUCAGCGGGGGAACUGGUUAUGUUCCAGAGGAUGGACUCACUGCCCAACAGCUCUUUGCCAUCGGAGAUGGUCUGACAUACAAUGAUUUUCUGAUUCUGCCUGGCUUCAUUGACUUCACAUCUGAUGAAGUGGAUUUGACCUCUGCCCUGACCCGGAAGAUAACCCUGAAGACGCCACUCAUUUCAUCUCCCAUGGACACGGUCACCGAGUCGUCCAUGGCUAUCGCUAUGGCUCUCAUGGGCGGAAUCGGAAUCAUUCAUCAUAACUGCACUCCCGAGUUCCAGGCCAACGAAGUUCGGAAAGUCAAGAAAUUCGAGCAGGGCUUCAUCACAGAUCCCGUCGUGAUGAGUCCGCGGCACACAGUCGGUGAUGUGUUUGAAGCGAAAGCACGGCACGGUUUCUCAGGCAUCCCGGUUACCGAAACUGGCAAGAUGGGCAGCAAGCUGGUGGGCAUCAUUACGUCCCGAGACAUCGACUUCCUGUCAGAGAAAGAUUACGAUCGUGCACUGGAGGAGGCAAUGACAAAAAGAGAAGAUUUAGUUGUGGCCCGAGCAGGUGUAACGUUAAAGGAAGCGAAUGAUAUUCUACAGCGCAGUAAAAAAGGUAAACUGCCCAUCGUGAACGACACCGACGAGCUUGUUGCUAUAAUAGCUCGUACUGAUUUGAAGAAGAACCGAGACUAUCCUCUAGCCUCCAAAGACUCUCGCAAACAGCUGCUGUGUGGUGCUGCGAUCGGUACCCGAGAGGACGACAAGUACCGGCUAGACCUGCUCAUGCAGGCCGGAGUGGACAUGAUAGUUCUGGACUCUUCUCAGGGGAACUCAGUGUUUCAGAUCAGCAUGAUCAACUACAUCAAACAGAAAUACCCAGAAAUACAAGUGGUGGGAGGAAACGUGGUGACCGCUGCUCAGGCAAAGAAUCUCAUAGAUGCAGGUGUUGAUGCUAUAAGAGUCGGCAUGGGCUGCGGAUCCAUCUGCAUCACACAGGAAGUGAUGGCGUGUGGGAGACCGCAGGGCACCUCUGUGUAUAAGGUGGCUGAAUACGCCCGGCGUUUCGGGGUUCCAGUAAUUGCAGACGGUGGAAUCCAGACUGUUGGGCAUGUGGUUAAAGCUCUUGCCCUGGGAGCAUCCACAGUGAUGAUGGGAUCGUUGCUAGCGGCAACCACUGAAGCACCAGGUGAAUAUUUUUUCUCGGAUGGCGUACGGCUAAAGAAGUAUCGUGGCAUGGGCUCUUUAGAUGCGAUGGAGAAAAACAACAGCAGCCAGAAGCGUUACUUUAGUGAAGGUGAUAAAGUGAAGGUCGCUCAGGGUGUCUCCGGCUCAGUUCAAGAUAAAGGCUCAAUACACAAGUUUGCCCCGUACCUCAUCGCUGGCAUUCAGCACGGCUGUCAGGAUAUCGGUGCAAAAAGCCUGUCCAUUCUGCGAUCGAUGAUGUACUCCGGAGAGCUGAAGUUCGAGAAGAGGACCAUGUCUGCUCAGGUUGAGGGUGGAGUUCAUGGAUUGCAUUCAUAUUCUUUUGUGCCAUUUAUGAGAAAUGGUUAUACUGAGCCGGGCAGCAGGGGGCAGAUGAGAGCCGGACCCAAUGUCCCAUCACCAACGGUCAUGAAACACAGCUGCUAAAUCCCAAUAAUGUCAGAUUUGCAGUAAUAGACAGCAGAAGCACGUGAUCCUUCACACUGGAAACAAACACAUACACCUAGAACUGAACGUACUACUGACAACGGACUGAUUGUUUCGAUUGUCCUGUUUCGGAUAUGUUCGGGCUUCCCUCUGAGAAAUUAUAUGCGGCAGUAGAUUAUAUUCGUACACACUGAACUUUCAGAUCUAUUUUUUAAAUCCCUUAUGAAUGUACUACAUUGUGUGUGUGUGUGUGUGUGUGUGUGUGUGUGUGUGUGUGUGUGUGUGUGUGUGUCUGUCUAAGGCCACUUCCACGCUAAUCAGUUUUUGCUUGGAAACUCGUUUUCCAGUUUCCCAACAACAUUGUUUUCCCAAAGUAUGCAGCAAUGGAGAACGUAUUAGAGUGGGCGUGGCCUAAGCAUGUAUGUUCUGAUAUCUGAUAUACAGGGUGUGUUUUUGACGUGAGCCACUUUAUCAAACUGUCUGGUUAAAGGGAUAUUUCACCCAAAAAUUAAAAAAUUCUGUCAUGUUGUUCCAAACCCUUUUUGACAUCCUUUGACUUUCUUCUGUGAAACACAAAAGGAGAUUGUAGAGCGGAGGAGGGCGGGGCCAGGCUGGAACAACGCACGCCCAGUCCCCAAUCAGCCUGAUGGGGGUGCACAAGGGAUAAAUGCAGCCGGUGACGACGGUUCGAGAGAGAGAGAGAGAGAGUGUGUGUUUAUGUUUGUGUGUUUUUUGGUUCAGUUUUCAUUAAACUAUUAUUUAUAUUGUCAA
Xyrauchen texanus (razorback sucker) is the source of this 3186-nucleotide messenger RNA. RefSeq names its product inosine-5'-monophosphate dehydrogenase 1a-like. The record is from RefSeq and is a predicted model, not a curated record. Gene Ontology annotation, cellular component: cytoplasm. The transcript is spliced from 16 exons. Gene Ontology annotation, biological process: GTP biosynthetic process. NCBI's taxonomy places the organism in Eukaryota, Metazoa, Chordata, Actinopteri, Cypriniformes, Catostomidae. Gene Ontology annotation, molecular function: IMP dehydrogenase activity. Bases 547 to 2415 code for a protein of 622 amino acids.